Molecule: messenger RNA, 1809 nt
Organism: Penicillium odoratum
Lineage: Eukaryota; Fungi; Ascomycota; Eurotiomycetes; Eurotiales; Aspergillaceae
Exons: 1
Coding region: 1-1809 (602 amino acids)
Source: RefSeq, a predicted model, not a curated record
AUGACCUCCGAUAAACAAAACAACGGCUACUCCGCCAAACCAUUUACGCCCACCCUCAGUGCGGCAUUUCACCGAUCACACAAGUCUCCCUUGACACCGAAAUUAGCGAAUCCAAGCCCAGGGAAUGCUGCUCCACGUCGUCUCGCCCAACCCGAUCAUGCUUAUGCCUAUUCCACCCCCUCCAAGAAGGAUCUCCCCGCCGCCACUCCCAGCUUCCUCGGUGUCAACGUCACCCCUCGAUCUGGCUCUCGAAAUACCCGCCGUGAUGCUGGAUUCCCAUCCCCGACAAACACUCCUCCUAUCUCCUCUCCGCAGACUCCAUAUGUCCAACCCACGGUCGGCCUGGGCCUCAAUGGCGUACGACGGGAACGCAGUCCGGCUCGCGGGGUGAAGGCAGAACAAUCGAGCAGCUUGAGAGCGAAAACACUCAGGGCAGAACAGCAUGUGUCUCGCUCAAACUCUUUCACCGAUAUGGCCGCUGGCUCGCCCAUGUUUUUUCAUGCUGCCGAAACACGAUCUUCCAAUUCCUCCGAUGUUGAACAGGUCCGUCCGAAACAGGGGAAGGUGUCACCGGCCUCAAGCUUCAUGUACGCAAAUGGGGAUCAGGAACGACAGCCAUCACCGGAAGGAUCCUAUGUCACCUCCUCUUCGCGUCGCUCGGGGGGACUACCUCGUGUUGCCUCUGCGAACAGACAGGGCCCUUCGCCUUCCGUGCGCUUGAAAUCUCCCCGAAUUUCAGACGCUACUUUUCCGCUUAUUGACACCCAGAGCAACUGCAGCCCAAGCCUCGAUCAGACUGCUGAUGAAUCUCUGCCGCGUUUCGCCUCGCCUCCGAGUAUCGUGUCGGAUAGACCACCGCUCCCUUUGAUGGCUAAACAUCGAAAGUCGUCCAGUAUGGACUCGCAAACAAAUUCGAUGAUAUCACAGCGCAGCGGACUUCAUGCUAGCCCGCUUAUCAUGCCCAAUAUUCAAACACACCACCUCGAAACCCCUGCACCCGUAUUGUCUGAUCAGAUCCCGACCCUUCGCCCUCGUUUAUUCAGCAACGGCUCCUCCUCCACAGACACCUACCAGCCCAUGUCCAUGAGUCCUGGCAAGUCAGACAGCGGGGAAGUAGCUUUGAAUGCUCGGACAGAACGAAAGAUUAUGGAUUUGGAAAUCAGCAACUCCUCUUUACUUGCUAUCAACCGAACCCUGGAGCGAGAAAUGCGCAAGCAGAACGCAGAACUCCGCCGAUUCAGACGCUUGAGCCGCUCUGGUCGCCUUUCAAUGGCCCCUUCUACUCGUUCAUUUUCUGGCACAGCCCUGUCGGCAACGAGUGAAAUGGACGAAGGCAACAGUGAACUCUCCUCGAUACGAUCCCACGAUGACAUGUCCGAUUUCAGCGACGAGGAUUCCGUUGCAGACGAAGGAGUCCUCAGCCCCGACAACCUUGCCGAUCACGACGCAAAGCAUCGUGUUCAUGAUGAGAAACGAUUCAUGCUUGAUCUUGCUCGACACCAGGAACUCCUUGUGGAUAGCCAGAAGUUAAAUCAAAGUCUCAAGCGGUGUCUCGGGUGGACUGAAGAGCUUAUAAGAGAAGGCCAAAGGGCCCUUGAAUAUAAUGUACGUGUCCAGGACGUCGAGAUACGUGGUCGUGUCCUGUCACCCGAGGAACUCGGCGAGGUCGGCGAGAGUGGGCGAUCUCUUCUCAGCCCAUCCACCCAAUAUAGCUCUUUUAUGCCAUCCCCAGAGUUUGCGUUUGAUGAUUCUACCCUGACCGACCCGGCUUCAUUCCCCUUACCAUCGUCUCCUGGCGGGACGGAUUAA